Molecule: messenger RNA, 991 nt
Organism: Culex pipiens pallens (northern house mosquito)
Lineage: Eukaryota; Metazoa; Arthropoda; Insecta; Diptera; Culicidae
Product: chymotrypsin-1-like
Exons: 4
Coding region: 69-965 (298 amino acids)
Biological process (GO): proteolysis
Molecular function (GO): serine-type endopeptidase activity
Source: RefSeq, a predicted model, not a curated record
UUUAUCUCAUUUGCGUGCCAACGCGACCGCGAGUUCGUUGGUUGCCGUUCUAAAUUCUACGUUUAAAGAUGAAGUUUGCACUAAGUUUCCUUGUGGUUUUCGCUGCAAUCUGCGUUGGAGUGCAGUUUUGCGAUGCCUCGACGACUGCGGAUAUCGUUUAUCUGGCAUAUCAUCGUCGCCAGCCAAGGCUGUUUGAGCUAUUGAGGAAGUAUCUAAUCUGGCCUCCGGAUAUUAUCUUGGCGGAUCUGAAAACUUACUCUCCGGCAGAGAAGUUCUCCCCAUUCAUAGUUGGGGGUGAUCCAACGACGAUCGACGCCUUUCCAUACCAACUUUCGUUGCGUUACGCUGGAAAUCACAUUUGUGGUGCAUCGAUCAUAUCGAACAAGUGGGCUGUGUCCGCAGCUCACUGCUUGGAUGAAGGAUUCUCACCAGCCUGGAUAACGCUUCGCGGAGGAAGUCCCCACCGUAUAGAGGGAGGGUACGUAUUCCACGUUGUUGAGUACAUUAUUCACGAAAAGUACGAAAAGGAAACCUUCAACUACGAUGUGACCGUUUUACGAAUCUCGGAGAAUUUCUUGAUCGACUUCCUGGCGCCCAUCAAGCUGGUGGACAACACCAUAACAACCGGUUGUCCCGACCAGCUGGCGACCGUAAUUGGCUGGGGAACGGCAGAGGACAGCUACGUCCCGUUGAUUCUUCAAGAGCUCCAAGUUCUGAUUCAGCCGAGGAAAGUUUGCGAAGCUGUUUGGAUCGAGCAGAUAACGGAUACCAUGAUAUGUGCCGGUGGCGUGGUUGGCGAGGACACGUGCAACGGAGAUAGCGGCGGCCCGUUGAUCUGCAACGGAUACCAGGUGGGAAUUGUGUCCUGGGGCUCGCGAAAGUGUGCCAUCGAAAUGCCGGCGGUUUUCACCGAUGUUGCGAACGUGGAGAUUCGUGACUUUAUCCGGAAUAAAACUGGAGUUUAGAGGCGAUUGAAAGACUAUGAUGUGAA